AUGUCUCUCGAUCAAACUUCAUCUCCACCACCUCCAGAAUCCAACAAUUUACUCUCCUGUUGUUCCUUCAAUGUUCAUCACUUCUCCACUGCAUACGGAAGGAGUAACCUCACCGAAUUAUACAAAUAUUUGCAUAAAAACAAUUUCGACAUUGUCUGCCUGAAUGAAGUUUAUGAAGAUAGCGAGUAUUCUCAUCCUCUGAGAGAUUUGGUUUAUGCAUUGAAUUCAUCAUUACCUGAGGAGGUGGAAGUGGCUCGGCCCUAUCAAUAUCGGUCUGGACCCACUAAUUAUGAGUCGAAUAUUAUUCUGAGUAAAUAUCCAAUUCUAUUUCAGGAAAAGAAAGAUGUUGGAAGAGGUGAAAGAUCAGUACUUGAGAAAGGAACUGGUUCUUCAAGACUCGACACUCGAAUUGACUAUGUCAUUAGUAAUACUGAAUUGGAGCCAUAUCUCAAACAAUCAUGGAUUGAUUCCGAUGCUUCUGGUAUUUCAGAUCACCUUCCUGUCGUUGUAUUAUUUGAGUUUUAA
This is a messenger RNA of Naegleria gruberi, 525 nucleotides long. RefSeq lists its product as uncharacterized. Bases 1 to 525 code for a protein of 174 amino acids. NCBI's taxonomy places the organism in Eukaryota, Heterolobosea, Eutetramitea, Acrasida, Naegleriidae. Gene Ontology annotation, molecular function: catalytic activity. The record is from RefSeq and is a predicted model, not a curated record. The transcript is spliced from 2 exons.